CGUGUUCUGUGCCGCCGUCGCGUGGCGGUGCAGUACGAGCGGUCGAGGUAAACAAAGGGACCGAUCAGACGGCGUUUUCCCCUGGGCGCGCGCGUACUGCUCGGCUGCGUUACCGAGUUGGGGGCAGUUCCGUGGCUCCCGACGAACGCGAGGAGGACGCCGCGACUCGCUAUGGUUUGCCCCGCGGGCCAUGGACCAAGCGGGCGAGCCCGAGGUGCACCACGUCUGGGCGAAGGCGGUGACCGCGGACGCAUCGUGCGAGCAGCAGCUCGUCGAAUCCUCCGCUGCAGUCGACGAGGUUCUCUUGCCUGUCGAGGAUUGCGGGCCCUUCUGCAAGAUCUGUCACAUGCCGGCUCGAGACGAUGACCCGCUCAUAUCGCCCUGCCGGUGUUCCGGCACCGUGCAAUACAUCCACUGCGGCUGCCUCACGCGCUGGCUGGAGAUACUGAGCAAGAAGUCCCGCAAACCGCCAAGUUGCGAGCUCUGCCAGUACCAGUACCAGUGGCACAAGAAGUUCCGCGCAGGCGGUUCCUGGCGCCUCCCGCCUUGCUCACCACGUGACAAGGUCCUCCACUGCAUCUUCCUGCUGUCAGUGGUCGUUAUGGUGGCCUGUGCCACCGUCACCAUUGUCUGCUUCCGCCAGGACCCUCCGUCGUCGUCCUCCUCUUCAACGAUGACAACGGGCCGCCGAAGCGACCUGACCCACUCGGAAAUGGUGACACUCGUUUGCGGAGUGCUCUUCUUCUUGGCCUUCUUUGUGGCCAUGUACGUGGAGGUCACCGCCCGCAGUACCCUCUACAGGCUGCUGCUGCGCUUUGUCUAUCUCAACCAGCAGUGGUACAUAGACUGAGUACGACUGCGAAGCGCGGGCCUGUGGCCGUCUGAUCUAACUGAAAAUAAAGAGCGCGAAAAAACACGACCGUGAGAAACGUACUUACUGGACAAGUGCCAACUUCCAGCUGAAUUUUGUAGACACAAAUGAGUGUGCCGAACACGAAAGCAGCUGGAACAGCUGCGGUGGUUUGCUGUGCAGACCCCAGCAUUUCAAGAAACAAAUUUUCCUGUCACAUGCAGGGGUUUGCAAUAGGCCACUGUGAUUUUUAGUAUGGUUUUUGCUGAUUUUGUGCAAAAGCAUUUUUCCUGUUAUCCUUCUUUGAUGUAACUGUUCCCACAGAUAUUUAUGAUGCGUUCGUGGAAAAAAAAUUCAGUUGGAAGUUAUCUCUUGUCCAGUGCAUAAGCUUUUCGUGGCCAUGUUUUUUUGUGCUGUUUAUCUUCAGUAUGAAUGACCAACUAUCUCAGUCAGUUACUGAUCUGGCCUCUCGUCUCAGAGGGGCACGCCUGUGACGAAGCUUGUAGCCAGGGAGUUCCUUUUGAUCUCUGUGAGUGUGGCAUUCCACACACAAACACACACACACACGAACUCUCAUACCUGUGUGUUAUGAUAUUACGUGCCAUUCGCAUUUGAAAAUGACAAAGCCGCCUCACCCUUAUCUCCCAUGCUUGUUUUUGUAACUUGUUUGUCCGGUUCGUGUGUCAUUUGCAUCCUCUUUUUUUUUUAGUGCCGGAAGACGGCCCUACGGCUAAUCACCCUUAGCAAUGCCCAAAAUGUAACGCAGCAGGUCCUUGUUUUGUGCAAGGCGUCCAUGACAUUUUGUUUCUUGCUUGUCAACAGUAUUGAAGCCGUGAAUGUUUCACGAUUUCAGUCCCACGGACAUCCGAUGAUUGCCCAAGAGCUGGCCCCAAACACAUCGUGCUAUUGCAAAGGGACAGCUUAUUGACACACUCUGUACUUGUUAUUGUCUGCUAAAUGGGCUUGAACAGCCAAAUCCCCGUUCAGUAUUGAGAUGCACAAAAGCGCAGGUUACGCUGCGUAGAUCCAGCGUUGAUGUUGCCAUGCUCUGGAAGCCCAAAUCCGGCGCUUAUUUUACCCCACCCAACUCAUCACACUUACGUGUUUUUUAAGUGGUCGGCACCACAUCACUAAUCAUGGUGCUAUAGCAAACGAAUGAGCAAUGCUGUUUCCCAACAUCGAUAAAAAAAAAAGCCAAAUAGCACAUGCCCAACGGCGCCAUCCUAGAUUGCUUCCAUUAAUACUAGAAAUUACGACAUCAGUAACAGGUAAGUAAAAAGGAAGUGGGGAUGGAGAGGAUAUUUGAUUCAUUUCUUAAAUCUCUUGGUGAAAACAGGCUGUUUCUUUGUUCAAUACUGUAAUGCAGGUUUCGCAGCUGGCUUUGGAGACGGCGCUCUUGUCAUGUGGUGCACAAACUGUCUUGUUGAGUAAGCAGCUGUACACCUUUGCUCAUCAUGCUUGCUUGAUUGAUUGAUUGGUUGAUUAACUAAGUGCCCAUUGGUCGUGGGGUCAAAGUGAACAUUUCUUUAGGGGCUGCGCUAACGCAACAGCAUUCCAACUAACAAGCUUGUGCAUGGGGUCACUGACUUUUGACUGACAACUAAGAGUACUUGCACAGGUGAAAGCAUAUGUGCAUGCUGCUAAUAUUGAAGUAGGCUGCAUCGAAAGUGCUGGCUUGUUUGUUCCACUAGAGUAACGUGGCGCAUUACUUGUUGGAGCCGAAUGAUUAAUUUUUGCAUCAUGCUGUGCGAUGGCUUUUCAAGUUCUCGGACAAAGAGAGCCCGUAUUUGUGAAUCUCCAAUACUAGGAACAAAAAUGAAAUGGAGACUAGAGGCAUCAAGCUCAAUGCAAGAAAAUGCUGCAGCAGUGAAAACUGGUCUGCUACGUGUGGAGUCACACACAGGCCCGGUGACUUUAUGUACAUCAUUGCCGUCUUCUGAGUGCAUGUAGACAACAUACAAUAGGCUAUUGGCAAACUACUUGUGUAGAUCUGAUGUUUUAUCAUCAUUGAAGAGGCUGGUGAUAUUUUUUGACGUGCUGUUUUUGUUGCAAAUUUCCGUUUAUUUGUAAGUUUACUAUUCCAGUCUCUGAAAAGCAAAUGCGCUGCUUGUGGAAGUAUAAAAUAUAGUUAGAGAGUUCCGUGUUCUUGACUUGGCCAUGUUGUUUGCAAUUUAUUAUCACUGAACACUGGUUUAUUGAGUCAUUUACAAAAGCCAAGUGUGCAGAAGUGUGAAAGGCUAUUCUCUUUUUGCUGUGGUCUUAGUCACAUAAUUUAACAGAACUUGGUGCUUAAAACAGACUGAAGGCUACCUUUUGAUUUUACAAGGAGCAGAAGGGAGGCAUACCAACAGUAUGGAACACUGUGCCAUUUUGAUCGCUUCUGCUUGCACCCAUAUAUUGAGACAUCCACACGAGAACUGCCCUCAUUUUGUGUCAUGUGAACGACCAAUGGUAGACCAAGCACAUGAGAUCGACCAACUGGCUGGAACGUGAGCAAAUGGACGUGCUUCAGCCUCUUGAAUACAGGGAGCCGCUUUGUGCUAUGAAAUGGAUCAUGUCUGCAUUGCUAGCUUUAGCAGCGGCUCUCUCAGUGUAAAGUUAACCUAUCUCAGAUGAGGUCUUUUUGCAUGGAAAGGGUCGGAUGCGACUGCAAGAGCUGGAAAACACAUUGCAGCCAUGUUCAGGGCACCUAUUAAAUUGUUUGAACAGAUGUCAGUCAAGUAGCUUUAACUUUGGUAAUAUAUAGGCUUAAUCAAGGAAGUACUAUAACUAAUAAAUUAUACUUAACCAAUGGA
Molecule: messenger RNA, 3645 nt
Organism: Rhipicephalus microplus (southern cattle tick)
Lineage: Eukaryota; Metazoa; Arthropoda; Arachnida; Ixodida; Ixodidae
Product: E3 ubiquitin-protein ligase MARCHF9
Molecular function (GO): zinc ion binding
Source: RefSeq, a predicted model, not a curated record